AUGACAGGUCUUGUUGGUUUCGUAGGACUUGGUAAUAUGGGAGCCUUCAUGGUAAAAAAUUUAAUGAAAAAUGGAAAAAAAGUUAUUGUAUAUGAUUUAAAUAAAAAGGUACUUGAACAGUUUAAAAAUCUUGGUGCUGAGGUAGCAAAACAUCCAGCUGAUAUUACAGCUGCCUCAAAAUUAGUUGUUACAAUGGUUCCAGAAGGAAAAGAUGUCAAAAAUACCUUUACUGCCGAUAAUGGUCUUUUAAAAAAUAAUCAAUCAGGAACUCUUUACAUUGAUUCCAGUACCAUUGCUCAAACUGAUGUUUUUGAAAUUGCCAAAAUUGUUGAAGAAAAUAACUCAACAUUUGUUGAUGCACCAGUUUCUGGUGGUGUUACAGGUGCUGAAAACGGAACUCUGACAUUUAUGGUUGGAGCAAAUAAGGAAAACUAUGAAAAGGCAUGUAAUUUAUUAAAACAUAUGGGAAAGAAUCUCAUUUUCUGUGAAAAACUUGGAAAUGGUCAAGCCGCGAAAAUUUGUAAUAAUAUGCUUCUUGCUAUUCAAAUGAUUGGUGUCUCAGAAACAAUGAAUCUUGGUAUUAAAAUGGGUCUUGAUGCUAAACUUCUUGCAUCAAUUAUUAAUACUUCAACUGGAAGAUGUUGGUCAAGUGAUACUUAUAAUCCAGUUCCGGGUGUCAUUGAGGGUGUACCAUCCAGUAGAAAUUAUCAAGGAGGUUUUGGAAAUAUGCUAAUAGCAAAAGAUUUAGGUCUUGCUCAAGCAGCAAGUACCUUAACAAAAUCUCCUACUCCAAUGGGUUCAUUGGCUCAUCAAUUUUAUAGGAUUUUAGCUAAAGAUAAAGAUUUUAAAGGAAAAGAUUUUUCAUCAGUUUACCAAUAUUUGAAAGACCAAUAA
Messenger RNA from Strongyloides ratti, 894 nucleotides. RefSeq names its product 3-hydroxyisobutyrate dehydrogenase, mitochondrial. Gene Ontology annotation, cellular component: mitochondrion. Gene Ontology annotation, molecular function: 3-hydroxyisobutyrate dehydrogenase activity; NADP binding; NAD binding. The record is from RefSeq and is a predicted model, not a curated record. Gene Ontology annotation, biological process: L-valine catabolic process. Bases 1 to 894 code for a protein of 297 amino acids. The transcript is spliced from 2 exons. NCBI's taxonomy places the organism in Eukaryota, Metazoa, Nematoda, Chromadorea, Rhabditida, Strongyloididae.